This is a messenger RNA of Oxyura jamaicensis (ruddy duck), 1517 nucleotides long. RefSeq names its product NME/NM23 family member 9 (gene NME9). Lineage: Eukaryota; Metazoa; Chordata; Aves; Anseriformes; Anatidae. The transcript has 6 exons. The record is from RefSeq and is a predicted model, not a curated record. The coding region runs from base 308 to 706 and encodes 132 amino acids.
UGGGGGAGGUGACGGAGCCAAACCCUUCUGGCUGCGGCACAGAUGAGAAGGGGGAGCAGGGCGGGCUGUGCUGCCGCUCCGCCCCGCGUUGCCAGGGCUGCGGUAGCAGCAUUGGGGUGCUGCCAGCUGCCACACAGGUACUGCUAGGCCCUGGCGUCAUCCCUUCUGUGAUCCCCAGGGGACAGGGUGGGGGGCCCCUGCUGCGGUUUUGGAGGUUGGCCAGCAGCUGGAUUCGCAUAAUUAGAAGACUUCCGCUGGGCUUUGCACUGGGGAGUGCUGCUCAAAGGACCCUUGUUGCUGUAGAAGAAUGGCUGCAAAGAAAAAGGAGGUAGUCCUUCAGAUUAACAUCAAUAGCCAGGAACUCUGGGAAGAAAUGCUGUGUCUCAAAGGCCUAAUUGUUGUUGAUGCAUUUCAAGCCUGGUGUGGUCCCUGCAAAACAGUAGUGGAUCUUUUCCGAAAAAUAAGGAAUGAAGUCAGCAGUGACCUCCUGCAUUUUGCUGUGGCUGAAGUUGAUUCCAUUGAUGCUCUGGAAAAACACAGAGGAAAAUGCGAGCCUCUCUUUCUGUUUUAUGCAGGAGGAGAACUGGUAGCUGUUGUAAGAGGAGCGAAUGCACCGUUGCUGCAGAAGACCAUUCUGGAACAGCUGGCAAUGGAACGGAAGGUUUUAGAACAUGGAGGAGAGCGUGUGGUGGUAACCAAGCACUGAAUCCUCAAGUAACCGUGCAUGUCAGAGGAAAGGUUCAUUCUGUAGUGCCAGCAUAGCUCUAAGUAGGGAUACUUCCUUGUAAAAAUAGUCCUUUUAUCUGAAUUGAGUCUGAAGAUUGGCUAACGUGUCACUUGAGCCUCCACAAAACUGUAGAGCCUACCUUGAUGGAAGAAGCUGGGAAGGAUGAUUGUGUUGUUUAAAACCUGUCUUCUUGUUAAGAGGGAAGGUAAUACAUGUCAUCCAGCAUUUUCCAAGAGAAACUGUACUGUGUUUUGUCUUGACUCAUUCACCCACCCCAAGCAUUAAUUUUAUUCCUUAAAGCUACCUUCUUGGCUUCUAGUUCCCGAAUCUCUAACAGGUCUGCUUGUGAUGGCAUUUCUCAGGCUGUGGUGGAUGACAGUUCAUUGCAGUCGUAGUCAUUUCUGUUCCUUGCUGUGCAGGACCUGCAGCCUGUACUUGGAUAUCACCGUGCAAUCAAUCUGCCUUUCAGCGGCUCUGUAAUACAAUGCUUGUGUGGUCUGUAGUGUCUGCUGUAAAGCUCUGGGUUGUUUCGUGGCAACUAUUCUCCUCCCUCCAGCAGCAAGCUCUGCUGUCAGAGCCCAGCAAACUCCAGCGGCCUGCUGCUGCGAGUGUAGUAGGGAACGGUGUUUCUGAAAAAGUGCUUCCUUUCAUUUUAUCUCAACUUGCUGUGCAGUGGUAUCGCUGAAUCCCCUUAGUUCUCAUAUAGCAAAAUGACUCUUAUUCCCUAGACACCUUCUCCAUGUCACUGAUGAUUUCCUUAGAUGGUUAUUAAAUCUUUCCUCAGCCUUGA